AUGUACUGUCUCACUGCCUCUCGAUAAUUACUAUUCUGCCCGGUCUUUCAUGAAAAUUUCCCAAUGUAGUUCUCGUCCAAACUAGGCUGAGCCAUAUGAUUGUUUGUAAAGAUGAAGUACUACAGCAUCUUUGCCAUCCCAAUCGUGCGGAACCAGCUCAUCGCAAAUACCGUUCUGGUGGUAUUGGCCUCCGCCCUGGUGAUUCUGCGGUUUGUGUCGAGGAAGCUGCGACGUACGAACAUUUGGUGGGAUGAUGUAUGCAUCGUGGGAUCUCUGAUCCAUACAUAUGGAAUGCUGGGUAUGCAUUACCAGUAUGCACAUGUGGGCAUGCGGCGCCAUGUUGGUGAGAUCCCAACCGAGAAUACUAUCUACAUUUUCAAGGAGCUAGUCGCCUACCAGAUCGUCUACUACAACACCAUGGUCCUGGCCAAGUUUUCCUAUCUCUUUUUCUAUCUCCGCAUUUUCGUCUCGCGCUCCUUUCGCCUCGCGGCAUGGGCCUGCAUGGCCUGCGCAGCCGCAUACUGGCUGGGAAGCAUGCUCCAAGUCUUUCUCCUCUGCCACCCCUUUGCGGCCAACUGGAACCAGAGCAUACCAGGGGCACAUUGCGCCAGCCAGAACGUCGCGUUCUCCACCAUCGGAGCCUUCAACCUGGUCACCGACCUCAUGAUCAUCGUGUUGCCGCUGCACUUCAUCCGAAAAUUGCACAUGUCUCGGAUCAUGAGAGUGGGUUUGUCCGCCAUCUUCUGUGUGGGCUUUUUUAUCUCGGCCAUCACCAUCAUCCGAAUUCGCGUCCUCACGACGGUCAAUUUCACUGACCUUCCCUACUCCAUGAUCUGGGCCGCCUUCUGGAGUGUGACCGAGCCAGCCCUGGCCGUGGCCAACGCGUGCGUGCCGAUGAUCGGCCCUGUGCUUCGGGUGGCCUUCCCCAGAUGGUUCUCGUCCCGGGGCGCAUAUGUCUCCAACUCAGCACAACCACAUAGUAGCGCGUUUAAGAAUUCUCAACGUUUCCGCGACGGCGAAUACCCUCUGACGCGGAUGGAUGAGGGCGUCACAACCAUUGACGUCUCAGCGGCCGGCCACAAACUGGAGGAUGAUAGUAACUCGGCCAACUACAAGGAUCAUCCAGAACGUGAGCCCUAUGACAUCAUUGAAACCAGCGGGAUCAAUGUGAGGCAGGAAUGGUCGGUGACACGCCAGAAAUAGCGAUGUGCGAUGUCUCUAGAAAAAAGCUUGGGAUGUGCUUGUUUUUACCUCUGUGUAAUAUUUUGUAUCGCUAUAUACCUGACGAAUAGAGCUUUCCUUGUUUCCUUUCCUCGAAGUCAUAUAUUGGUUUGCGCAUAAGAUAGGUUAAAAAGGGGAGGGAAAUGAAACAAUAAAGUAAUGGCCGUUUAGACCUACUUUCACGCCUAGAAUCUGCUAGUUAGAUAUCUACUCGUUGGUUUGGAAACAAUCAAGGAGUCAAGCCCG
Molecule: messenger RNA, 1467 nt
Organism: Paecilomyces variotii
Lineage: Eukaryota; Fungi; Ascomycota; Eurotiomycetes; Eurotiales; Thermoascaceae
Product: integral membrane protein
Exons: 4
Coding region: 112-1203 (363 amino acids)
Source: RefSeq, a predicted model, not a curated record